Guillardia theta CCMP2712 is the source of this 540-nucleotide messenger RNA. RefSeq lists its product as hypothetical. The record is from RefSeq and is a predicted model, not a curated record. Gene Ontology annotation, molecular function: protein serine/threonine kinase activity. The transcript has a single exon. Gene Ontology annotation, biological process: peptidyl-threonine phosphorylation. Gene Ontology annotation, cellular component: cytoplasm. Lineage: Eukaryota; Cryptophyceae; Pyrenomonadales; Geminigeraceae. The annotation marks the transcript as partial.
CUCAUGGCAUCGACUUCGAAAUCUGUCGAGAUCUGCUUUGUCAUGGACUGCACUGGAAGCAUGGCAAGUUGGAUCACGAGCUGCAAGGAGAAGGUCCUGCAGAUUGCUGCCAACAUCGAAGAGUUUGUGAGAUCUUGCAGCAAGAGAAGCACUGUCAAGAUGUCGUUUGUGGCAUAUCGCGAUUAUCUUGCGAGCGGCGGGUACGACAACCCAGGCAUCGCCGUCUGUGACUUCACGCAAGAGAUCUCGCACAUUCAAACGAUAGUGGGGAAUCAGACGGCAUCCGGAGGAAGCGACGGCCCGGAAGACAUCUGCGGGGGACUACAGCAGGCUUGCGGGCUGACGUGGCAGGAGAAUGCUCGGUACCUGUUUCUGAUAGCCGACGCGCCUUGCCAUGGGAGACAGUAUCAUGACUUGGAGGAUCACUUUCCAUCAGGAGACCCGGCAGGACAUGUAAUGGAGCAACAAGUCUUGCAGCUCGUCAAGCACCUUCAGUGUAAGGUUUACUUCAUCAAGAUCAACUCGUGCACAGACAAGAUG